Penaeus chinensis is the source of this 1795-nucleotide messenger RNA. RefSeq names its product SWI/SNF-related matrix-associated actin-dependent regulator of chromatin subfamily A-like protein 1 (gene Marcal1). Gene Ontology annotation, biological process: replication fork processing; DNA repair. The record is from RefSeq and is a predicted model, not a curated record. Gene Ontology annotation, cellular component: nuclear replication fork. Gene Ontology annotation, molecular function: ATP binding; ATP-dependent chromatin remodeler activity. NCBI's taxonomy places the organism in Eukaryota, Metazoa, Arthropoda, Malacostraca, Decapoda, Penaeidae.
UUACGGCGUGAGCCACAACGGGCGGGCGCUUAUCGCUGACGACAUGGGCCUCGGUAAGACGAUCCAGGCCUUGGGAGUGGCCGCUUACUAUAGGCAGGAGUGGCCCCUGCUGGUGGUCACGCCGUCCUCCGUCAGGUAUUCGUGGGCCAAGGCGAUCGAGCGGUGGGUCGGGUCCGUGAGCCACGGGGACAUCGUGGUGGUGGGCAGCGGGAAGGACCCCGUCAGCUGCUCCGACGUGGUCAUCAUGAGCUACGACCUGCUGGCGCGGCGGGCCAAGGAGGUCCAAGCCUGUAAUUUCCAGGUCGUCAUAAUGGAUGAGUCCCACAUGCUAAAGAGCUUUAAGACAGCUCGGUACAGGGCAGCAGCACCCAUAAUGAAGAAGGCGAAGCGUGUCCUCCUGCUCAGUGGCACCCCUGCUCUGUCCCGUCCUAGUGAGCUCUACACCCAGAUCUCUGGCAUCGAUCCCAGUCUCUUCCCGAGUUUUCAGGAGUUUGGCGUUCGAUACUGUGCAGGAAAGCAGCUGCCUUGGGGAUGGGACUUCUCUGGCUCCAGCAACUUGGAGGAGUUACAGAUAUUGCUUGAAGCAAGAAUCAUGAUCAGAAGAUUAAAGAGUCAAGUACUUGAUCAGCUUCCUGCAAAACAAAGAAUGACUGUGAUCUUAGACCCAACAAGCAUACAUGUCAGUACAAAAGCCAUGGAGGAUGCAGCCAAGCAGUUUGGAGCAGUGAAAGGUGUCCAGAAGCAUGGUGCUCUUCUUCAGUUCUUUGCUGAAUCAUCUCGUGCCAAGUGGAAGGCAGUGACUGAAUAUAUUAAGGAGCUGUUUGAAGCAGACAAGAAAUUCUUGGUGUUUGCUCAUCACCAAAUAAUGAUGGACAAAUUAAGUGAGACUUGUGAAAAUGCUAAGGUUGAGUACAUUCGCAUUGAUGGAAAGACACCAGGUGAAGUAAGGCAGAAUUAUGUAAAUAAAUUCCAGACAAAAGACAGUGUCAAAGUGGCUGUGCUCUCCAUUACAGCUGCAAACACUGGCCUUACACUUACAGCAGCUCAGCUUGUUGUAUUUGCAGAACUCUUUUGGAAUCCUGGGAUCCUAGUUCAGGCAGAGGACAGAGCUCACAGGAUUGGCCAGGAGGACUGUGUGAUGGUGCAGUACCUUGUGGCGCAGGGCACAGCUGAUGACUACAUCUGGCCGCUGGUGCAGUCCAAAUUAGAGGUGCUGGGCAAAGCAGGGCUCAGCAAGGAUAACUUUUCUAAUGCUGGAUCGACUCAUCAAAAAGACUCAGAACAGGAGAGUAUCUUGAAAUACUUCAGUCAAGUUGGUGAUGACGGUUUCAGCGAUGAUGACCUCACUGAUGAGCCAACGUCAAAACGGAUGAAGACGUGAUGAUUUGUUUCGUCUUUCUUCAUAGAUACAUAUUUUUUACUUGCUUGUUCAUUUGAGAAACAUGCCAUUUCUGUAGAUCACAUCAUAUACUCUUGCUUCAAACACUGAAUUUCCUUCAAGUUACCUAAUACUGAAGAUAUCCAGAAAACACUCCAAAAUCGUAUGAAGCAGUUUUAGCGAGUGUUAAGAUGGAUGAAUGUUAUUGAGAAAAUAGUAUAAUCAUAUGUUGAAUAUCAUAACCAGUUUGUUGAAAAAAAUGCACAAGGAGGAUAUAUCAAUCUGAUCUAUAUUGCAUUUGAAGGAUGGCACCACUCUUGGUUUUGCCAGUGCUGUCUGAGUGAAUGAUUUAUAUUUUGUGAAAUAUAGCAUGGAAGGAUUUCUUAACACAUCAUUAAUAAAGUAUAUUAUAUUGUU